GGAGGAAACGCCGGCGCCCGGCGGCCCUGCGGGGAAGGAGGAAGCGCGAGCGCGUUCGGCUCAGCGCCCUCGCGCCGGGAGGCAGCCCCGCCGAGCCGGCCAGAAGCAGCCCUAGCCUGUGUUACAAUCUCUGGAGUCAUUGUUUUCAUCACCACUUGGGCUUUGAGCACUCUGCCCUCCAUCUGCACUCCAUCCUGUGACACCAUGCAUGAGAGGUAGUUUACAUGAUGGAAUUUGAACAUUACUUCAAAAGGUUUUCUAUUUUGGAUUAGUUAAUUGGGUUUGUCCUCUGCUGUUUCUUCGGAGUCAUUUUUGGAUGUCCUUUUGAGGCAUUAAACCCAAAGAGAUUAUACCAUGGACUACAAAGAAAGCUGCCCAAGUGUAAGCAUUCCCAGCUCUGAUGAACACCGAGAGAAAAAGAAGAGAUUUACUGUUUAUAAAGUUCUGGUCUCAGUGGGCAGGAGUGAAUGGUUUGUCUUUAGAAGAUAUGCAGAAUUUGAUAAACUUUACAACACUUUAAAGAAACAAUUUCCUGCUAUGGCCCUGAAGAUUCCUGCCAAAAGAAUAUUUGGUGAUAAUUUUGAUCCAGAUUUUAUUAAACAAAGAAGAGCAGGACUGAAUGAGUUCAUUCAGAACCUAGUUAGGCAUCCAGAACUUUAUAACCAUCCAGAUGUCAGAGCAUUCCUUCAAAUGGACAGUCCAAAACAUCAGUCAGAUCCAUCUGAAGAUGAGGAUGAAAGAAGUACUCAGAAGCUGCACUCUACCUCACAGAACAUCAACCUGGGACCAUCUGGAAAUCCUCAGAAACCAGGCUUUCCCUACCCUUUUGGUCUACUUGGAGAUGCCAAACCAUCUGAUUUUGAUUUCUUAAAAGUUAUUGGAAAAGGCAGCUUUGGCAAGGUUCUUCUUGCAAAACGGAAACUGGAUGGAAAAUUUUAUGCUGUCAAAGUGCUACAGAAAAAAGUAGUUCUCAACAGAAAAGAGCAAAAACAUAUUAUGGCUGAACGUAAUGUGCUCUUGAAAAAUGUGAAACAUCCAUUUUUGGUUGGAUUGCAUUAUUCUUUCCAAACAACUGAAAAGCUUUAUUUUGUUCUGGAUUUUGUUAAUGGAGGGGAGCUGUUUUUUCACUUACAAAGAGAACGGUCUUUUCCUGAACACAGAGCUAGGUUUUAUGCUGCUGAAAUUGCUAGUGCAUUGGGUUACUUACACUCCAUCAAAAUAGUAUACAGAGACUUGAAACCAGAAAAUAUUCUUUUGGAUUCAGUAGGACAUGUUGUCUUAACAGAUUUUGGGCUUUGUAAAGAAGGAAUUGCUAUUUCAGACACCACUACAACAUUCUGUGGGACACCAGAGUACCUUGCACCGGAAGUAAUCAGAAAACAGCCCUAUGACAACACUGUGGAUUGGUGGUGCCUUGGCGCUGUUCUGUAUGAAAUGCUGUAUGGCUUGCCUCCUUUUUAUUGCCGAGAUGUUGCUGAAAUGUAUGACAAUAUCCUUCACAAGCCCUUAAGUUUGAGACCAGGAGUGAGCCUCACAGCCUGGUCUAUUCUGGAAGAGCUCCUAGAAAAAGACAGGCAAAAUCGUCUUGGUGCCAAAGAAGAUUUUCUUGAAAUUCAGAAUCAUCCUUUUUUUGAAUCACUCAGCUGGACUGACCUCAUACAAAAGAAGAUUCCACCACCAUUUAAUCCCAAUGUGGCUGGACCAGAUGAUAUCAGGAAUUUUGACACAGCAUUUACUGAAGAAACAGUUCCAUAUUCUGUGUGUGUGUCUUCUGACUAUUCAAUAGUGAAUGCCAGUGUAUUGGAGGCAGACGAUGCAUUCGUUGGUUUCUCUUACGCACCUCCUUCAGAAGACUUGUUUUUGUGAACAGUUUGCCUUUCAGAACCAAUUGAGCAAAUAUAAGUCUACUGAUGGAACUGAAAUUCCUAUUUGUGUGAAUAUACUCAAAUAUGUAUAACUAGUGCCUCAUUUUUACAUAUAAUGUUGAAAACUAUGAAAAAAUGUGUUUUCUGCUAUAUGCAAGAAAAUAGGGCAUUUCAAAGAGCUAAGUUUUGAUUAAGAUUUGUAUCCUUGUUUAUUAAGCUUAUUUUUAAAUAGAAAUUUUAAAAGCUGUUAUUCUUAAUGUUAACCUAUUUUUAAAGAAAACUUUUUUGCUAUUGACUGUUUUUUUCCCUCUAAGUUUACACUAACAUCUACCCAAGAUAGACUGUUUUUUAACAGUCUGUUUCAGCUCAGUUAACUUAUAUUAAUACCUUUGUAACUCUCUACUAUGACUUUUGUUAUCAAAUCAGAACUAUGCAAUUGGUACAUGGUUGUUACAGAAGAAACCAUAUCUUUCCCUGAAGUCACUAUUUGAAAUAAUCAGUUCAUGGUAGGAUUAAAGCAUAAAAGUAUAAUUAACACAUUGGCUGCUAGUUAACUUGGAAUAAUUGUUCAUUCUGCAGGUCAUUUAAGAAGUAACAAAAGGAAAUCACUUGCUUUUGAAAUACCAAUUCAAAUUUGUGGAUUAUUUUUCCUAUGGAGGAAAAUAAAAGUUCAAUGGUUAGAAAUUUUUAGUGUUCCCAAAGAUCUGAAGGGUAAUAAAGUACUGCUGGGUUUUUUAGGCGGUACCAAACAUGAAUGUCUCUGUGUCAUAUAUUUAUAUUUCAGAUAUAGUCUAUUUAUGUUCCUAUUGAUCCUUUGAAUGUUUACUAUACUGUUAAAUAGUUCUAAAUAUUUUUAUUUGCUUUUGCAAGUAGCUAUCUCAAAAUUCUCUUUCUAAUUAGUUAAGCAAAAAAAAAAAUUGAGCUUUAUAGAAUAUUUGCUUAACUGGAAAUUAAAAAGUAAAAUAACCAAUUAUGGCUCAAUUUAAAUGUAUGUAAUUUCAUUACAGUGUUACAAAAGUUAAAAUAAUUCAGGCAGAUGCAUAUUUGUAUCUUAUGUAUAUUAGAAAAAGUACAGGAAACUGCCCUUAAGAUUAUAACAUACCAAUUAACAUGCUUGUAUAGGUAAAAGAGAAUAAUAUAGAAAAGCUACAAAAGAACGCUUAACUUGAAAUUCUGAUUCUUAGCUUAGAGGUUUUUCCAGUCAUGUAGGAAAUAUUGUGAAAGAAUUUAAUGACCCAACUUAGAUGCUCCGAGAAUAAGCAUCUCUUCCAUCUAUUUCUUGAGAAUGAUAUCACAAAAGCAUUUUUCACCAAUGCUCUGGCUUUAAAAUGUUAAACAGAAUUUAUAGGGGGUAGGGGAAGGGCCAUAUACUUUUGUUAGGUUAACAAUAUUUACAUCCAAUACACUGAAUCUUCCUUUAGAGGUAAGACUUUAAUACUGCACUGUAAAUAUUUUGUUUAUUUGGCACUACUGUAAGUUUAACUUUUACACAAACCUCUUUGCUUAUUAUAAAGCAAAAUAAAAAUUGUAAUUUCUUGUAUGAUUUUCUUUAUACUCAGUCAUUUCUUAAUUAAACUGCCAAAAAUUAAAGUACAAUGUUGUAUAUUUUUAAAAUCAAGUUUAAGAGAAUUUUGUUGUUUCUCAGAUCACAAGAAAUACAAAUCUAUAUAGUAUAAUAAAACUAGCAAAAAGAUUAA
Messenger RNA from Carlito syrichta (Philippine tarsier), 3562 nucleotides. RefSeq names its product serine/threonine-protein kinase Sgk3. NCBI's taxonomy places the organism in Eukaryota, Metazoa, Chordata, Mammalia, Primates, Tarsiidae. The record is from RefSeq and is a predicted model, not a curated record. Gene Ontology annotation, biological process: protein phosphorylation. The transcript has 19 exons. The coding region runs from base 355 to 1866 and encodes 503 amino acids. Gene Ontology annotation, molecular function: protein serine/threonine kinase activity; phosphatidylinositol binding; ATP binding.